AUGCGGGGUUUGUUGAAGCUUGCCGGCGCGGCAUGCGUGCUGGGCCAUGUGGCAGAUGCUGCCAUCAAUAUCAACUUCGACCAAGACCAGUCCAUUAAGGAUGGAGCGAGCACAAUUGCAUUUGGCCUGUUGAAGUACUACACGGGGAACAACACCGGCGAUGUCCCGGGAAACCUACCUGACCCCUAUUUCUGGUGGGAAGCCGGAGCGAUGUUUGGCACAAUGGUGGACUACUGGCGCUUGACAGGGGACUCGACAUACAACGACGUUACGACGCAGGCGAUGCUUCACCAGGCCGGCGACGAUGCCGACUUCAUGCCGAGGAACCAGACGAGGACGGAGGGAAACGACGACCAGGGGUUCUGGGCGAUGGCGGCCAUGAGUGCAGCAGAGAACAACUUCCCGAACCCACCAAAAGACCAGCCGCAAUGGUUGGCACUCGCCCAGGCCGUCUUUAACGAGUACGUCAGCCGCUGGGACCCGGAAACGUGCGGGGGCGGCCUGCGGUGGCAGAUCUUCACCUUCAACAACGGCUUCAACUACAAAAACUCCAUCUCGAACGGCUGCUUCUUCAACAUCGCGGCUCGGCUGGCGCGGUUUACGGGCAACCAGACGUACGCGGACUGGGCGGAGAAGGUUUGGGACUGGGAAACUACCGUCGGCCUGAUCACGCCGGACUUCAAGAUCUACGACGGCGCCACGAUCGACGACGCCAAGACUUGCACGAAGAUGGACACGAUCCAGUGGUCGUACAACGCUGGCAUCUUCAUGCACGGCUCCGCGGCCAUGUACAACCUGACGAACGACCAGAAGUGGCUCACCCGCACCGAUGGCAUCCUCACCGAGGCGACGGGGCUCUUCUUCAACAACAGCGCCAUGUCGGAGCACGCCUGCGAGCCCUUCCGGCUGUGCGACAACGACCAGCAGAGCUUCAAGGGCUACCUAACGCGGUGGAUGGCCGGGACGGCGCAGCUGGUGCCCAGCAUGUUCGACCGCAUCAUGGGCCUCCUGCGGCCCAGCGCCGAGGCCGCCGUCGCGGCGUGCAAUGGAUCCCCCGCGACCGGGUACAAGGGGCCCGCCGGCACGGCAUGCGGCUUCCAGUGGGCGGAGAAGGGCAAGUUCGACGGCCUGGUCGGCGUCGGCGCACAGAUGAAUGCUCUCAGCGCCUCCAUGUACAUGCUCGUCAAGAAGGCCGACACCAAGACGGCGCCGGUGACGGCCGACACGGGAGGCACGUCCGUCGGCAAUGCCAACGCCGGCAUGAGCACGCAGCCCAAGAUCCCCACGCUAGCUCCGAUCGAAACCAAGGACAGGGUAGCCGCCGCCUUCGCCACGACAGCCGUCACCUUGAGCAUCGUGGCAGGGUGCGUCUUCCUCAUAAAGUGA
Messenger RNA from Colletotrichum graminicola M1.001, 1386 nucleotides. RefSeq names its product glycosyl hydrolase family 76. Lineage: Eukaryota; Fungi; Ascomycota; Sordariomycetes; Glomerellales; Glomerellaceae. The record is from RefSeq and is a predicted model, not a curated record. The transcript has 2 exons. Bases 1 to 1386 code for a protein of 461 amino acids. Gene Ontology annotation, biological process: fungal-type cell wall biogenesis; carbohydrate catabolic process. Gene Ontology annotation, molecular function: mannan endo-1,6-alpha-mannosidase activity.